Messenger RNA from Gracilinanus agilis (Agile Gracile Mouse Opossum), 1098 nucleotides. It is a transcript of the gene PTPN7, whose product is annotated as protein tyrosine phosphatase non-receptor type 7. Gene Ontology annotation, molecular function: protein tyrosine phosphatase activity. The coding region runs from base 16 to 1098 and encodes 360 amino acids. The record is from RefSeq and is a predicted model, not a curated record. The transcript is spliced from 9 exons. Gene Ontology annotation, biological process: protein dephosphorylation. Lineage: Eukaryota; Metazoa; Chordata; Mammalia; Didelphimorphia; Didelphidae.
AGGCCCCGGCCCAGCAUGGUCCAGGCCUGUGGGGAGUGCUCCAGAGCUCAGCCGAGGGCUCUGCCACAGGGGGCCACCAUGGCCCAGCCCCCUGCUCCCAGCUCUACAGUCAAGAAACACAUCAGACUGCAGGAGAGGAGAGGCUCCAGUGUGGCUCUGAUCUUGGAUGUGAGCUCUCUGGGGGCAGUGGAGCCCAUCUGCUCAGUGUCUACGCCCCGAGAGCUCACUCUCCACUUCUUAAAGACCACUAGGCACCCCCUCACCCGCUGGGCCCUGCAGCACCAGCCACCCAGCCCUAAGCAACUGGAGGAAGAGUUCUCGAAGAUUCCCCCAAACUUUGUCAACCCUGAAGAACUGGACAUUCCCGGCCAUGCCUCUAAGGACCGAUACAAGACCAUCCUGCCAAAUCCCCAAAGCCGUGUCUGUCUUGGGAGGGCACAGAGCCAAGAGGAUGGGGACUACAUCAAUGCCAACUACAUCCGAGGCUAUGACGGUCGUGAGAAAGUUUACAUUGCAACCCAGGGCCCCAUGCCUAAUACUGUGUCUGACUUCUGGGAAAUGGUGUGGCAAGAGGAAGUACCUCUCAUUAUCAUGCUCACCCAACUUCGAGAGGGCAAAGAGAAAUGUGUUCAUUAUUGGCCUACAGAGGAGGAAACCUAUGGGCCAUUCCAGAUACGGGUCCAGGAAGUGAAUGAACGCCCAGAAUAUAUUGUCCGGCACCUUACCAUUCAGUACCAGGGGGAGUGUCGCUCAAUAAAGCACAUCCUCUUCUCUGCCUGGCCUGAUCACCAGACCCCGGAGUCAGCUGGGCCCCUCUUACGCCUGGUGGCUGAAGUGGAGGAGAACCCAGAUACAGCAGCCAGCUCUGGGCCUAUUGUGGUUCAUUGCAGUGCUGGGAUUGGCCGGACUGGCUGCUUCAUUGCCACACGGAUUGGCUGCCAACAGCUGAAGGCUCGAGGGGAAGUAGACAUCCUGGGCAUCGUAUGCCAGCUUCGGCUAGACAGGGGGGGUAUGAUCCAGACCAGUGAGCAAUACCAAUUCCUGCACCACACCCUGGCCUUGUAUGCUGCCCAGCUGCCUGAGGAACCAAAUCCCUGA